GGGUGCUGUGGGGUGGAGGGACCCCUGGGUCCCAACAGGCCCCUUAUCGGGUGGUGCCAGGUGGGGCCAUCCCCAGGGUGGGGGCAGCAUCUCCCUGGGCCCUGUUAUCAGUCCCAGAGUCCACAGGACGCUCCUCGGGUUAACGUAUAACCACACGCUGUCCCCUCCACCCCCAAAGCCACCCGUGCCCACAUAGGCACUGGUCGGGGGGUCAUAGGUUGACAUGGACGCCUGGGAGGAGGAUCUGUCCCCAAAGCAUUGCUUCUCAGGCCAACAGCUGCACCUGUGCCGGGGACUGAUCCCCUUCCUCCUCAGCUGUGCCGUCUACUUCCUCCUCUGGAUCCCCGAAGACCAGCCGUCCUGGCUCAGCGCCCUCGUCAAGUGCCUGCCCGUGCUGUGCCUGGUGGUAUUCCUGCAGGCCGCGGGCCCGGGCUGGGGCUACCGGGCACUCCUGCAGGCCGCCCUCCUCUGCUCAGCCCUGGGGGAUGCCUGCCUCAUCUGGCCUGAGGCCUUCCUGUACGGCGUGGCUGCCUUCACCGCGGCUCACCUGCUCUACCUCUGGGCCUUCGGCCUCACGCCCCCGCGGCCAGGCCUCCUGCUGCCCAUCGCCCUCGCCUCGCUGCUGCAGCACGGCCUCCUGCUGCCGCACCUCCCCCCGGGCAUGGCCCUGCCCCUGGUGACCUACUCGCUGGUGCUGGCCGCCAUGCUGUGGCGCGGCCUGGCCCGGGGCGGGGGCGCCCGCUGGGGGGCCCUGCUCUUCGCGCUCUCGGACUCCGUGCUGGCCUGGGAUGCCUUCGCCCAGCCCCUGCCCCACGCCCGCCUGGUGGUCAUGACCACCUACUACGCCGCGCAGCUCCUCAUCGCCCUGUCAGCCUUCCGGAGCCCCAGCCUCAAGUCCCACUGACCAGGGCUCGGCCGAGCAGCUCUGGGUCACCCCCCCUCCACCCUCCGCCAGGCUCUGGGUGCCCAGACUGACAGGCCUAGCCAGAGAAGCCCCCCGGGGGCCAGGAUCCUGGAGUCCCGCCUGCAGGGGUCUGUCCGGUCGGCCCGAGACAUGAGAAUCCACUGUGUCACCAAGCUCCUGCCACCUUCCCUCUGGCCUGAUUCUGGACUCCAGACCUGUGUCGGGGGGACCCGCCUUCUCCCGCCUGCCGCCCACGUCCACCUGCCCCCUUCCCUCCGGCUCUGAUCUGUCUUGUGCCCGAGGAGUAAUGGUGACAUUGCUAGUAUUUGGGGAGGGGGCUUGGGGGAGGGGUGCUCACAGUAACAACAAACGGUCCUUUCUCUUUUCGGUAGUUAUUAACAAUAAAACCAUUGUAACCGGUUUUAAAAAUA
Molecule: messenger RNA, 1335 nt
Organism: Suricata suricatta (meerkat)
Lineage: Eukaryota; Metazoa; Chordata; Mammalia; Carnivora; Herpestidae
Gene: TMEM86B
Product: transmembrane protein 86B
Exons: 3
Coding region: 224-904 (226 amino acids)
Cellular component (GO): membrane
Source: RefSeq, a predicted model, not a curated record